Molecule: messenger RNA, 1094 nt
Organism: Aspergillus saccharolyticus JOP 1030-1
Lineage: Eukaryota; Fungi; Ascomycota; Eurotiomycetes; Eurotiales; Aspergillaceae
Product: putative phosphatidylserine decarboxylase
Exons: 5
Coding region: 1-1005 (334 amino acids)
Biological process (GO): phospholipid biosynthetic process
Molecular function (GO): phosphatidylserine decarboxylase activity
Source: RefSeq, a predicted model, not a curated record
AUGGGAUUGCUCGACUUCCUCCAUCAGAUAGCAGACGACCUGCUGGCCCGGGUCAAAAUGAUUCAAAACCGCCAAGUGGGAUGGCUCACCAUCGAUCGCAAGACCGGUCAGCUCAUCCGCGAGCAACAGCCCCUCUGGAAGAAAGUGAAACUCCUCCUCCUGUUCAACCCGCUGACCGAAUGGCUGGACACGACCCAUCUCAUGCGCUUGUAUAUGCAUCGUGAGGCAGUGAAAGAAGGCCGAGACGAAGCCACCCCCACCUCCCGUAAGCGAAUCGCCGCCUUCAUCGACUUCUACCACAUCGAUAUGACCCAAUUCACCCCCUCCGACAUCACCCAGUACGCCAACUUUGAGGACUUCUUCGUGCGCGCUCACACCCCCGCCGCCCGGCCCCUCUUCGAGCCCGACAACCCCCGGGCGGCGGUGGUGGUCGCGGACAGCCGCGUCGUCACCUACGAGUCCGUCGCCGAGAGCAAGCGCCUCUGGAUCAAAGGGGUGGAUUUCUCCAUCACCAACCUCGUCAUGGAUCGCCAGCUCGGACGCGAAUUCGAUGGCAGCCCCGUCGCGAGCUUCCGCUUGUCCCCCCAGGACUACCAUCGCUUUCAUAGCCCGGUGACGGGCACGGUGCGGCUGUUCCGCAGUAUGCCGGGGGAUUACUACGAGGUGGAUCCGAUUGCCCUGCGGAGUGGGGUGGAUAUCCUGACGCGCAACGCGAGGGAUUAUGUGGUUGUGGAGAGUGAGGAGUUUGGGGCGGUUUUGUUCGUGGCGAUUGGGGCGGCGCAGGUUGGGACAGUUCAAUUCCACGAGCGGUUCCAGCAGCCCGGUGCCCGGGUUCAAAAGGGGGACGAGCUGGGCCAUUUCCAGUUCGGAGGGUCGUCGAUCAUCGUUGCCUUUCAGCCGGGGAGGAUCGUCUUCGACGCGGAUCUGCUGCGGGCGAGCAAGCAUGCCAUUACCACUGAUGUCGAGGUGGGGAUGAGUCUGGGACGGGCGGUUGACAAGGUGUAAGAUUGCCUGCUGUUUGGGGUGCAGUACGUUAUUUCCGUAGGAUGAUAGAACUGGGGAUGUUGUUGUAGGUAUGGAGAUGCUAUGACCCC